AUGAAAGAAGUUAAGUGGUGGCAAGGUCCUCCAUGUUUAAUGCUACCAGAUUGUUUAUGGCCUCGAAGCAAUUUAAGUGAAGUUAAUUCUGAAGACUUGAAUACUGAAAAGAAAAGUACAGUGCAGUUUGCAUGUAAUGUCGCAUCAAUACAAGAACCAGUUCUCGAUAUAGAAAAAUACAGCAAAUUGUCAAGAUUGUAUCGACUUGCAGCUUGGAUAAAGCUCUUUAUACAUAAUGCGAGAAAAUUUGGUGAGAAGAAAGAAGGUCCCCUAGCAGCUUUAGAACUAUCAGAAGCAGAAAUUUAUUGGGUAAAAACUAUCCAAACAAAGUAUUUUGAAGAAGAAAGAAAUCAACUACUUAAUGAUCAGACAAUAGCAAAGGUAUCGAAACUUAUUGAGUUCGAUCCAAAAUUAGAUGGAAACAAACUGAUAUGCAUAAAGGGAAGACUACAAUUUUCAAAAUCUGAAAUGAAAGAAAAACACCCAUGGUUAAUUUCUGGAGGAAACACGUAUGCAGAACACUUAAUUAUGGAUGCGCACAAUAAGGUACUACGUUCAGGAAUAGAACUGGCACUGGCUGAACUACGGAGCAAAUUUUGGAUUCUCAGACGAAGGCAUAACGUUAAAUCUGUGCUCAAUAAAUGUUUAAUAUGCAGGCGAUAUAAGGUUCGCCCUGGAGUGCAAGUCAUAGCUCCGCUUCCAGCAGAUCGUGUUCAAGAAUCUCCUCCAUUCGAUGUGAUUGUCAUUGACUUUGCUGGCCCGUUGUUUACAAGGGAAACAAAGAAAAGCACUGUAUUUUAUUAUGUACGUGUGCAGUGUAAAAUUUAA
Messenger RNA from Stegodyphus dumicola, 828 nucleotides. RefSeq lists its product as uncharacterized. NCBI's taxonomy places the organism in Eukaryota, Metazoa, Arthropoda, Arachnida, Araneae, Eresidae. The record is from RefSeq and is a predicted model, not a curated record.